AUGACAAGAUCCUCUUCCUCCGAUACUUCGGAGAAAUACGCGGGCUCGCCAGACUACCCAGUCUUCCCGAAUCCCAUAUUCCUCUCCAAAUUCGCGUUAGUUAGUUCCGACAAAUCCGGCAGAACGAAUCUCGACACGGACCUCUACAACAGCUGUAUCCUCCCUUACAACCCACUUUCCUACCCAAACAACCAGAAACUAAAAAGUCGAGAAACAAUAACCAUCACAAACGAUGAUAACAACAAAGAAGUCCCUGUUCCGAAGGAUACGAAUCCUAAAUCUCCACGUCCUACAUAUCAACUCGAUAGGCCUCCUUGCAAACGCGCCGCGGCAAUAAACGCAAAUUGCUAUUUUCAAAAUACAAAUGGAACCUUUUCGGGGUUACAACCAUAUGACAGUGAUUUUGAGGUGCAGCAGAAGUGCUUUUGUGAGAUUUAUCCGUACUUUGAUUCGAUAUUUGGAUGUAACGAGUGUUUUCGGUUACAUGGUGGGAUUGAAGGAUAUCAUUACUUCCCCCAAAGUUACAUGGAAGCAGUAUCAAGCACAUACUGUAACGCAAACCCAAUCACGACAGCAUUCUACCCCUUCGUAUCAUCAUGGUCGAAAACGAACGAGUUAGCAAAGGUUCCGACGACAACAGCGCCAAAUGUUUUGGGCACGCAGACAGAACAGAGUCUUUAUUGGACAUAUGCCGCUGCGAUGACCGGCUCUUCGAAUCCUAGUUCGGGAUGGAAGCCGAAACAGCUCACUUGGAUGUCGGCUUUAGCGACAGUAGCGCUUACGGUGGUAACAUCUAGUUCAAUAUGA
Messenger RNA from Orbilia oligospora ATCC 24927, 807 nucleotides. RefSeq lists its product as uncharacterized. The record is from RefSeq and is a predicted model, not a curated record. The transcript has 2 exons. Bases 1 to 807 code for a protein of 268 amino acids. NCBI's taxonomy places the organism in Eukaryota, Fungi, Ascomycota, Orbiliomycetes, Orbiliales, Orbiliaceae.